UACAACCACCGUCCGUCGUCUACCAAACAAUAAUUUCAAUUUUCUCUCUCUUUCUCACAAACCCAAUAAUAAAAAUAUGAAAAAAACAUCCACAUUUCAUCUCUCCCUUUCCUUUCUUCUCUUCUUCAUCACACUCUCCUCCGCCGCCAGUGGCCGGAAACUGCUCAAUUUUCCAGACAUGUCUUGGGGACCCAGCGGGGGAAAUAAUAAUGGGGGAGGGAAUCCCAAUGGGAACUAUGGCUCUGCCCAUGGUCCUAAUUGGGACUACAAUUGGGGUUGGGGUUCGAGCCCCGGGAGUGGCUGGGGUUUCGGAUCGGGCUCCGGCCGCUCCCCGACCGGUUUUGGGAAAGGUUAUGGAUAUGGGUUCGGGUCGGGGUCGGGGUCGGGAUCGGGAUAUGGCUACGGAAGUGGGAGUGGUGGUGCUCGUGGUGGUGGAUAUGGAUYCGGAAGUGGCUACGGUAAUUCUKGUGGAGGCGGUACCGGUGGCGGAUACRGUGGUCCAGGUGGUGGCGGAUAUGGUGGUUCAGGUGGCAACGAGUAUCGUUCGUCAACCGUUACGAAAGACGGCAGAAGCAAACAUGGGUAGAAAAAUAUAUAAGCUAUAAUAUAUGCUAYGAAACUAUAGCUUAUAUAUGUUGAGAAAAUGUGAGAAUGUAAGGUUAGCCCUAGCAAGCUCUAAUAUCUCUAUAUAGUAUAGUUUGUAAGGUGUGCUUAAAGUUUGUCAUAUAUGAAGCAGCCUCUUAAUAAUGUUA
This is a messenger RNA of Momordica charantia (bitter melon), 752 nucleotides long. RefSeq lists its product as uncharacterized. Lineage: Eukaryota; Viridiplantae; Streptophyta; Magnoliopsida; Cucurbitales; Cucurbitaceae. The record is from RefSeq and is a predicted model, not a curated record.